Aplysia californica (California sea hare) is the source of this 2072-nucleotide messenger RNA. RefSeq names its product tRNA (adenine(58)-N(1))-methyltransferase non-catalytic subunit TRM6. Gene Ontology annotation, cellular component: nucleus; tRNA (m1A) methyltransferase complex. The transcript is spliced from 12 exons. Bases 56 to 1612 code for a protein of 518 amino acids. The record is from RefSeq and is a predicted model, not a curated record. Lineage: Eukaryota; Metazoa; Mollusca; Gastropoda; Aplysiida; Aplysiidae. Gene Ontology annotation, biological process: tRNA methylation.
GGAUUUAUAUUUUUUCGCAACUUUCUAAUUUGUCUUCAGUCUUCAUUUCUCAAGCAUGUCGUCAGGCAUUCAGGAAGGGGACCAUGUCCUUUUUAGAAGGGAAAGAUCGUCUAGGGUCUUUCAUAUUCGUAAAAACAGACAGGUGUAUUUCGAAAAGACAAAGUUCAGUGUGGAGGAGUUGAUUGGUCAACCGUAUGGGUCAACAUUUGAAAUCGACAGAGGGAAGCUAAUCAAAGUUGAAACAAACAGGAAAUUGGAGCUUGAAACUGGAGAAGCAGCUGCCCCAAGUGCUGACAACCGGAAUCUCCUUGACCUGGACAGCAAUCAAAAGAUGUCAAAAGAUGACAUCAUGAAGUUAAAAGAAGAGGGAAUCACAGGGAAAAAAAUCAUUGAGGAACUAAUUGAAAACAGUGAAACUUUCAGAAACAAGACAGAAUUUUCUCAGGCAAAAUAUGUCAAAAAGAAGAAGAAAAAGCAUGUACAGGCUUUCACAGCCUUGCGUCCAACUCCGAGACUGGUUUUAGACAUCUUUGCUAAAGAGCCAGGAAAAAUCUGCUAUCUGCGUCCUGAUAGUUUGUCACAGUUGUUAAACUACAGCAAUGUCAUGUGUGGAAGUCAAGUAGCUGUCGCAGAAUCAUGCCAAGGACUGGUCUUAGCUUGCGUGCUGCAGCGUUUGGGUGGCAGUGGUAAACUGAUCCAGCUUAUUCCAAACAACAACAACACAGUAUGCAGACAGGUGAUGAACUACUUCAGUUUUCCCAAAGAUCAUUGGGACUGUGUGUACUACUAUCCGCUGGAUUGUUUGUCAGCGUUAGAGCAAGGUGCUACUGAGCCACAAACAGCGUUGUCUUCUGCUGCUGCUGAAGCCAAAGAGUCUGUGGAAGGGAGAGAUAUCUCCGAGUCUGUCUCGUCUGAGGCGGCCAAUAAUGCUCCAGAAGUAGAAGGGACCCCUGGAUCUACCCCUUCGGAGGCAAACAGCACUCCAGUGAUAAAAGGGACUUCAGAGUCCACCCCCAUGGACGCAAAUGACACUGUGGUGGAGAAAUUAGCCGCUAAAUCCACUGAUUCGCCCCUGACCACUGGCCCAGUUGAAGAAGCUGGCGUGUCAGGUGAUACAACAAAGGAAAGUGGUUGCCCUGGGGCAAAGGAGGAAGUGCAGGAUGAUGCAGGUCCUUCUGAUGGGGAGAGUGGAGAGGCAGAAACUGCUGAGGUUGGAGAGAAACGCCCUUUUGUGCCCAACAGGGAAAUUCAGAGACAAGCUCGUGCCAUACGUCAGAAAGAAGCAGGUGAUGCUAUUGCAGGCAAGCACUUGGACAGUCUCAUUAUUGCUUGCAAGUUCAACCCAGUUCCAGUCUUGAAGAAAAUGUUGAAGUUCAUGCUCCCAUCCAGACCAGUGGUGGUUUUUUGUCAGUUUAUUGAUCCUCUCAAGGACUGCUACACUUACGUCAAAGAGGAGCACCUUGGGCUGCAGGUGCGGCUGACAGAGACCUGGUUCAGGGAGUAUCAGGUGCUGCCUCAAAGAACUCACCCAGAGAUGAACAUGAGUGGAACAGGAGGCUACUUGCUCACUUUUAUGACUUCAAAACCAUUCGAAUCGGAGAAAAAGUCUUAAGUUGAAAAUGUAGAAAUAAAACAUUCAAGAGCAUUAUCCUUGUGUUGUUUUUAUUAUUGUUAAUUGUUAGUGUAAUGUAAUCAUUUCUUUGAAAUCGUUAUAUCAUGUUACAAAUGGUUGGGGAACAAUUUGAUGUAGCCUGAUGGGAAUAUAAGGUUUGUUUCAUAGAAAAGUGUGACUUAAAGAGAGACAGUGUACUGUCGAGCACGCACAAAGUAAAAUCAGCAGUACACGAAAAUCUUUUUGUAAUGGGCGAAUUUUGCUAUGUCUGUUUUAAAAACAAAGAAUGUACAUGUUUAAGAAACAAUUUGGGACCUGAAAAUCUGUUCCUUGUGUGCAUGCUAGACAUGUGUGUGUGUGUGUGUGUGUGUGCCUAAAGAAAGGUACCAAAAGUCGCCACAGACCAUUUUGAGCUGCAGGCUGAUGAUGACAAAAAAAUCACUUUUGUGACCAAAAUGAG